Messenger RNA from Neltuma alba, 2503 nucleotides. Its product is annotated as subtilisin-like protease SBT2.4. Lineage: Eukaryota; Viridiplantae; Streptophyta; Magnoliopsida; Fabales; Fabaceae. Gene Ontology annotation, molecular function: serine-type endopeptidase activity. The record is from RefSeq and is a predicted model, not a curated record. Gene Ontology annotation, biological process: proteolysis.
UCUACCUAUUUAUUAUCUUUAACUUUUUUAUCCAUAGCCUGCUUUGCAGAAGAACGAUCCAUAUACUUGGUCUUAUUGGAAGGAGACGCUGUCGCUUUCUCCCAGGUUUCGUCGUCACACCCCAACAGCGAAGAUUCAAUGGCGCAUGCAAAGAAGUUGGUGGAGUCUCAUGAAAUGCUUCUAAACACCUUAGAGGAGGGAAGCUACAGUAAGCUUCACAGCUUCAAGCACAUCAUCAAUGGCUUCUCAGUUGACGCAACCCCAUCUCAGGCUGCGGGACUGAGAAGCAGGGAAGGAGUGAGAGUGGUGGAGAGAGACAGAGGAGCAAGUCUCAAAACGACAUAUACGCCUGCGUUUGUGGGGGUACAAGGAGGAAUGUGGGAGGAAGAAGGAGAAGGAGGAGAAGGGGUGGUGAUAGGUUUUGUGGACAGUGGGAUUAACCCUAGCCAUGGAAGCUUCGCUUACGAUGCGUCACGGCCUUUUGAAUCGAACAUAUCUCAGUUUUCAGGAGGGUGUGAGACAGGUCCCAGGUUCUCUGAAAGUGAUUGUAAUGGGAAGAUAGUUGGGGCAAGGUUCUUCUCUAAGGGAGCUCAAGCCAUUGCUUCUCUCAAUCCUUCUCUUGAUUUUCUUUCGCCUUUUGAUGCUGAUGGGCAUGGCAGUCAUGUGGCGUCAACAGCUGCUGGAAAUUGUGGGAUUGAUGUUGUGGUGAAUGGGUUUUGCUACGGGCGUGCUAGAGGAAUGGCACCGCGAGCAAGAAUUGCUGUAUACAAGGCUAUUUAUCCAACCGUGGGAACUAUUGCAGAUGUUAUUGCAGCAAUUGAUCAAGCUGUAGCCGAUGGAGUGGACAUCAUAAGCCUAUCAGUGGGGCCAGAGGAAGCACCAAGAGACAUAGCGACGAUGCUGAGUGUGUUGGAGAUAAGUCUGCUGUUUGCAAGAAAAGCAGGAGUGCUUGUGGCUCAAGCCGCUGGGAACAAAGGACCUUCACCUUCCUCGUUGCUCUCAUUCAGCCCCUGGACUCUCGGCGUUGCUUCUUCCACCACCGAUCGCUUCUAUUCUGCUUCUCUCCUUCUUGGCAAUGGCCUCUCCUUCCCCGGUGUUGCCCUCUCUGGACCAGGUUUUAGAAAUGAGACAGUUCUGCAUAAGCUUGUGCUAGCGAAGGAUGCAUUAAAAGAGAAUGGAACAUUCCCGAGGACUCCUGAAUAUACUGAAGAGUGCCAACACCCAGAAGCUUUCAACGCUGAUGUACUGAGAGGCAGUGUCAUAAUAAUCUGCACCUUCUCGUCUGGUUUCUACAAUGGAACCUCAACCCUCACUGCCAUUGUCGACACAGCAAAAACCCUAGGGCUUGAGGGCUUUGUUCUUGCUGCAAACCCUAACUAUGGUGAUUAUAUUGCAGAGCCUGUUCCAUUUUCUGUUCCUGGCAUCUUGAUCCCAUCUGUUGCUGAUUCCCAGGCUAUAUUACAAUACUACGAAAACCAAACCAGAAGGUGUGAGAAUGGAAGUGAGACAGAAUAUGGAGGUAGGGCUGCCAUUGGAGAAGGAAGGGUUGCAUCAUUCAGAGGGAGAGCACCAGUAGUGAGCAGAUUCUCAUCAAGAGGACCAGACAUCAUAGACUAUAACACCAAACAUGUUGCAGAUGUUAUGAAACCAGACAUUCUGGCUCCAGGACACCAAAUCUGGGCAGCUUGGAGUCCUAUCAGUGCCCUUCAACCUCUGCUCGUAGGUCAGAGUUUUGCUUUAAUGUCUGGGACAAGCAUGGCCACUCCUCAUGUUGCAGGCAUUGCUGCUCUUGUUAAGCAGCAUAAUCCUUCAUGGACUCCUUCCAUGAUUGCUUCUGCAAUAUCCACAACCGCCACAAAGUAUGAUAACUUUGGAGAUAUUAUCAUGGCUCAGGGAUCUGAUAUUAAUGAUUUGUAUCAAUCCACUCCUUUUGAUCGUGGAGCUGGCAUGAUCAACCCCAAGUCUGCCAUUGAUCCCGGAUUGGUCUUCCCACUAGGGCAUGAAGAUUACAUCGCCUUCUUGUGUUCUUUACCAAACAUUGAUCCAGCAAAUAUAACAGCAGCAACUGGGGAAUCGUGCGAUUUCUCACUUGAUUACCCAUACAAUCUAAACCUACCUUCAGUCACAAUAUCGUCAAUGACUGGCUCAGUUUCUGUGCGGAGAACUGUGAUGAAUGUGGCCAACAAGACAGAAACAUACUUGGGAACGGUUCUUCCACCAAAUGGAACUACAGUUAAGUUGAAUCCUUCUUGGUUCAUCAUAAAUCCUCAGAAAACACAAGAUCUGGAGAUUCAAUUCUGUGUGACUCAGCCUGUGGGUGCUUUCAGCUUCGGCGAAGUUGUUUUCACAGGAAGUCUGAAUCACAUUGUGAGAAUGACCUUGUCUGUGUCUCCAAUUUCCGUAUGAAGAAGAAGAAGAAGAACUUUCAAUAUGUUUCUGUUAAUAAAUGUUGUUAACAUUAACUUUUUAUGAAUAAUUGAAAAAUAAUAUUCAUGAAUCGGCA